UCAUGGCAUUUGGCAAACAAAAGUAGCGGCAUAAUAUUAGAUAUCACUACAAUCAAAAGCCUCCAUUAUGGAUAUCCACCACAAUUUUUCUAUCUUCAUGUUUAUGAUCUUGGCUUUAUUCACUCCAAAUGCUUAUAGUCGUUAUACAUCAAAAAACUUGUCAAAAUUAGCUGAUUACAACCUAAGUUUACUAUCAUCUUCGUCCAUUGAUGAAGGCACCAAUUGGGCUGUUCUUGUUGCUGGUUCUCGAGGCUAUGGUAAUUACAGACAUCAGUCUGAUAUUUGCCAUGCUUACCAAAUAUUAAAGAGAGGAGGUUUAAAGGAUGAUAACAUCAUAGUUUUCAUGUAUGAUGAUAUAGCCGACAAUGAAGAGAACCCAAGAAAAGGAACCAUAAUUAAUAAUCCCAAAGGAGAAGAUGUUUACAAAGGAGUUCCUAAGGAUUACACGGGUGAAGAUUUAACAACUAGCAAUCUUUUAGGAGUUAUACUUGGAAAUAAAACAGCUAUAAAUAGAGGCAGUGGCAAAGUUGUUAAUAGUGGUCCAAAUGAUCGUAUUUUUAUUUACUAUUCGGAUCAUGGAAGUCCUGGUGUACUCACUAUGCCAAAUGAUGAUGAUCUAUAUGCAAAAGAUUUCAUCGACACUUUGAAGAAAAAGCACGAAAUGGGAACAUACAAAAGCAUGGUAAUAUAUGUGGAAGCAUGUGAAGCAGGGAGUAUAUUUGAGGGACUUUUAAAGGAGGAGUGGAAUAUAUAUGUAACAACAGCUUCUAAUGCUGAUGAAAGUAGUUGGGCAACUUACUGCCCUGGAUUUGAUCCAAGUCCUCCUCCUGAAUUCCAGACCUGUUUAGGUGACCUCUAUAGUGUUGCUUGGAUGGAAGAUAGUGAGCUGCAUAAUACCCAAUCUGAGACUUUGAAGAAACAAUAUCAAGUGGUAAAGAAACGGACAGCAGCGGGGGGAGAACAUGGAUCACAUGUGAUGGAAUAUGGUUAUACCAGCAUUGGUACGGAGUUACUCUCAAAUUACUUGGGCUCAUCAGCAUCCUAUUCAACCCAACUUAUUAAUCACAACAACCUACAAGUUUUAUCAUCAAUUAAUGUACAACAACAUGAUGCUGACAUUCUUUAUUUGAAACAAAAGGUCCUGCGAGCACCUGAAGGAUCAAUUAAAAGAAAAGAGGCUCAAAAGGAAUUAGAUGCUGCCUUAUCACACAGACAAAACAUAGAUACUACAUUUAAACAGAUUGGAAAGUCGCUUUUUGGUGAUGUAAGGGGCUAUGAGACAAUUCAAGCUGUUAGAUCAUCUGGCUUGCCUAUCGUGGACGAUUGGGAUUGUUUCAAAACACUGGUUGAAACUUAUAAGACACAUUGUGGAAAAUUGUCAACGUAUGGAAAAAAACACAUGAGAGAGUUUGCAAAUAUGUGCAAUGCUGGAGUAGACCAAUCUCAAUUUAGUAAAGUUGUAUCACAAGUGUGUAGCAACAAUAACUUAAAUCUAAUAACUUAACAUUAAUUAGUUUCUAUAACUUUUCCUACUCAUACUUAAUAUACAAGGUUCAAAAUAGAUAAAUUAAAAAAAAAAAAAUAGAUACAUUGUUAGAAAUAUGUAUAUGCUUUCUACUUGUAGAAUCGCAAGUAAAGGAAGACAAAGAGUAUAUGUCAUGUUGUUAAAGAUUUGCUCUCAUUAAUGAAACAAUCAAUAUGAUAUUGUUAAGA
Molecule: messenger RNA, 1713 nt
Organism: Amaranthus tricolor (Joseph's coat)
Lineage: Eukaryota; Viridiplantae; Streptophyta; Magnoliopsida; Caryophyllales; Amaranthaceae
Product: vacuolar-processing enzyme gamma-isozyme-like
Exons: 9
Coding region: 68-1504 (478 amino acids)
Biological process (GO): vacuolar protein processing
Molecular function (GO): cysteine-type endopeptidase activity
Source: RefSeq, a predicted model, not a curated record